This is a messenger RNA of Trichophyton verrucosum HKI 0517, 174 nucleotides long. RefSeq lists its product as uncharacterized. NCBI's taxonomy places the organism in Eukaryota, Fungi, Ascomycota, Eurotiomycetes, Onygenales, Arthrodermataceae. The transcript has a single exon. The record is from RefSeq and is a predicted model, not a curated record. The coding region runs from base 1 to 174 and encodes 57 amino acids.
AUGCUGAAGAAGCAGAAGAAGCAGAAGAAGAGACGAGAAGACGAGAAAAAAAAGAAGAUGAAGAGAAGAUGGAUGUCUUACUCGGAAGACAUCCCAGAAGCAGCAGCAGAGUGCCAGUGUAGGGUUCUAGAGUCAACUGCAACUGCACGACGGCAGCAGGAGGUGACUAUGUAG